Amaranthus tricolor (Joseph's coat) is the source of this 1356-nucleotide messenger RNA. RefSeq names its product subtilisin-like protease SBT3.16. The transcript has 3 exons. The coding region runs from base 118 to 591 and encodes 157 amino acids. NCBI's taxonomy places the organism in Eukaryota, Viridiplantae, Streptophyta, Magnoliopsida, Caryophyllales, Amaranthaceae. The record is from RefSeq and is a predicted model, not a curated record.
AUCUUAACUCAAAAAUUCACUCGCUGUCAAAAAACUCUAUGCUAUUAAACGUGUGCGAGGACAUUAGAAAAUUAUACGAUACGUACCACUAUUAUUCCUAUAUCCUAUAUAAAUAUAAUGAUGCUUCAAACAAAAUCAUUUAUCACCAUAAUCUUCUUUCUGUUCUUCAAUUUUUCAAUUACAUCAAUUUUAUACUCAAAAUUUUCGAUCUUGACAAUGGCUGAAAACCAACCUUCAUCAUCUGCUCUUUACAUCGUCCAUACAGAACAGCCUACAGAAGGCGUCGAUCAUGAAGCCUUCCAUCUUCAGACCCUUUCUUCUGUUCUUGGCAGUGAAGAAGCGGCCAAAGAAUCUUUGAUUUACGUCUACAAGAGUGCAGCCACUGGGUUCUCUGCCAAGCUGACUCCUGAGCAAGUUUCAGAGCUUGAAAUAGGUAGAGAGACAAUCGGAACCUUGGUCAAUAGCAAAAAGUUGUUGAGUGAGAGAGUAGAUUUGUGUUCCAGAAGUUAUUGCAAAUCGUUCUUCAAGAUUCUGCCAAAUAGCUUGUGCAGUUGGAAAAUACAAAACGCUUCUAGCAAUCUGAGGAUCUAGAACUUUCAUAAACCAAGAAAUUAUUGUACUAUUGAUUCUUUCCCAGGAUUUGAAAUUAGGGUCAGUAGAAUUGGGUUGUGGGAUCUGACCAUUAACGAACGCGAGUUUAUUCUUGGAAGAAAGAGUAAUUGUAACAGAUCGUUUCCAAUCGUUGAAUCCAGUACCAUUAAAGGGAAUCGGAACCAAUAAAAGCUGAGAAUCACUCGGAUGAAGAUAAUACGGUGAAACUGGAUCUUGAAUAGGAUCAAGGGUUUUGUUACUAGAAAGAUUUGGAGUAGCAGACAUGAUAGAUGAUGAAAGAAAAAGCAAAGAAAGAACAAGAAGAGGAUAAAAGAGAGAACAAAACAAACAAAAAAAAAAAAUGGAACAGAGGAUCGGGGAAGACAAAGAAGAAGAAGGAAAUAAUAAAAAAAAAAAAUCAGGAUAUGAUGAUUACCAACGAAAUGGAAGAUAAUGUCAAGGCGUCUGAUACCAUGUCGAAGAUUGCGGUGUAACCCAUUAUAUGAACAAGAUAACAAACGAGGAAGAAAAGAAAACAAUAUUAUUGAGAUUAAGAAGAUUACAAAAUAUACAAGAGAAAAAUUGAUAUUUGUAUAUCAUGAACAACCACUAAGAAAGAGAGAAAACUGACUAUAUAUACAAGACUAUGAACAUGUAUUUAUAUUAGUUGUAUGAAAGCUAGUAGGAGUAUAUCUAAUAUUAUUAACAGUUUUAAAUUUAAAAGUUAACAUUAAAAUUAAAAUAUACGUAUUAGUUUUUGCCUUA